CGAAAGGUGGUCAUUAAGUUUGGCAUGAAGAAGAACAAGUCUCGCUCGAAAGUCCUCACCACUGCAGCUGGAUUUACUGGGGUGGAAGAGGUGGCCUUGAAUGGGGAGGACCAGAUAGCGGUGGCCGGAGAUGGGAUCGACUCGGUGGCGCUGACCACCUUGCUGAGGAAGAAAGUGGGCCACGCCGAGCUGGUGAGCGUCGAGUCGCCGGCGCCGGAGGGGAAGAAAGACAACCCCGGAGCCGAAGGAGAUGCACAGAAAACGGUGGAGCCCAUAGUGCAAUACGCCAUGCCAAAUUAUAAUUACUACUACCCAGCAUAUGGAAGCAGCUCUAGUUUGCCUGUUUGGGUUGAAGAAGUCCAUGGACCAUCGUCCUUGUGCUCCAUCUUGUGAGGAAAUGAACAAAUCAAGAAGUCAUUACAAGGGUUGUAUUCUAAUAAAGAAAUAGAUAUAUAAUUACUUUUGAUAGUGAAUAAAUUAAUUGUCUUUACGAUGUUAUUUAUCGUGACGAAAGUUGUUAUAAGAUUAAUAAUAAAUCAUCUAGUAAAGUAAUCGUUACUAAGGAUUAAUUUUAAAAGUGAGAGAUAUAUUAUAAUUUAUUAUAUAAAUGUAGUAAAGUUGACUUAAGA
Molecule: messenger RNA, 629 nt
Organism: Diospyros lotus (date-plum)
Lineage: Eukaryota; Viridiplantae; Streptophyta; Magnoliopsida; Ericales; Ebenaceae
Product: heavy metal-associated isoprenylated plant protein 46-like
Exons: 2
Coding region: 25-393 (122 amino acids)
Source: RefSeq, a predicted model, not a curated record